Molecule: messenger RNA, 3836 nt
Organism: Meriones unguiculatus (Mongolian gerbil)
Lineage: Eukaryota; Metazoa; Chordata; Mammalia; Rodentia; Muridae
Gene: Dusp15
Product: dual specificity phosphatase 15
Exons: 8
Coding region: 1185-1589 (134 amino acids)
Biological process (GO): transforming growth factor beta receptor signaling pathway; protein dephosphorylation; positive regulation of JNK cascade
Cellular component (GO): cytosol
Molecular function (GO): protein tyrosine/serine/threonine phosphatase activity
Source: RefSeq, a predicted model, not a curated record
AUGAGUGGAAUGAUGGACGAUGGGUGGAUGAACGGUGAGAGAAUGGAUGGGAGGCAGAGAUGAUGAGAGAUGAGGCAUAAAGGGAUGGAAGGAAAAAUGGAUGCUGGAUGGAAGGUGAUUGGAUGGAUAAAUGGAUAGAACGGACACCGAAGAGCAGAGCCCUUAGCAAUGAGUCCAGCCUCUGUGACUAAAGGAACCCAGGCUGGAGAAGUUUGCUGCUUUGCCCCCAGCCGCAGGCAGGUGCAGGCACGACCGCAAGCGGGGUGUCUGGGCCCCGCUGGGGGCUUCCCACCACCUCCCCCCCACCGCCGCGCCUGACAGUGCCAGGGUGGGGGCAGCGCCCCACCCCCACCUCCGGAGGUGGCGUCCCACGCGGCCGCAACAAGCUGCCGUUGUCCCGCGGGCCGUGGUCCCCGCACACUGGGGCUUUGUCCGGCCCCCCGCCAGGACCCACAGGGGAGGGGGCCCCACAUGACCGAGGGGGUAGGAGGAGCCUGCGGCGGUGGAGGCGGCGGCGGCGCCGGCGCCGGCGCCGGCGGCGGUGGCAGCGGCUCCAUCACUUCCCUGCGGGGCCGGAGGUCGGCGAGCGGUGGCAGCGGCUGCAGCGGAGGCUGAACAGGGCUCGGCGGGGCCGCGGACGCCGGGCCCCUGGUUCCCCGUCAGGCUGCAGGCUCGGAGCCUGGGCCAGCCGGGCAGCUGUGAACCCAGCGCUUCCCAGGCGCCGAGCUUGUGGUGCACCCGGCCGCCCUGCCUCGGGAUCAUGGGGAAUGGCAUGACCAAGAGCCCCAGACCCCUCACGCAGCACCCAGACCUAUCAGGGAGAUGGCUUCCUGAGGUCCCAUCACCAAUAGAGAAGAGCUGCUGGGCCCCAGCUACCAUGGGUGGGAAGGGGUGCAGCCUGCCCCCUGACCCCUGCUGUCCUUCCUCCAGAUGCCAAAGACCCGGAUCAGCUGGGCCGGAAUAAGAUCACACAUAUCAUCUCUAUCCACGAAUCACCCCAAACUCUGCUGCAGGAUAUCACCUAUCUUCGAAUCUCAGUGGCUGACACUCCUGAAGUACCCAUCAAAAAACACUUCAAAGAAUGCAUCAACUUUAUCCACUGUUGCCGCCUCAACGGGGGUAACUGCCUUGUGCACUGCUUUGCAGGUAUAUCUCGAAGUACCACCAUCGUGAUCGCCUAUGUGAUGACGGUGACUGGACUAGGCUGGCGGGAAGUGCUUGAAGCCAUCAAGGCCACCCGGCCCAUCGCCAACCCAAACCCAGGCUUCAGGCAGCAGCUUGAGGAGUUUGGCUGGGGAAACUCCCAAAAGCUUCGCCGGCAGCUGGAGGAGCGCUUCGGGGAAAGCCCUUUUCGGGACGAGGAGGACUUGCGCACGCUGCUCCCUCUCUGCAAGCGCUGUCGCCAGGGCUCAGCGACCUCGGCCGCGUCGGCCACGUCGGCCACAGCGCCCUCGGCUUCCGAGGGGACCCUGCAGCGCCUGGUGCCGCGAUCGCCGCGGGACGCCCACCGGCCGCUGCCGCUGCUGGCGCGCGUCAAGCAGACUUUCUCCUGCCUCCCGAGGUGCCUGUCGCGCAAGGGCGACAAGUGAGCGCCGCCGCGCCUGCCGCUCCGCCCCGUCUUGGCGCCGCAGCCGUCUCGGGCGGCUAGGGCUUCCCACGGCCGGCCGGGAUGCAGCCAGAGCCCAUGGGAACCCCUGCCCCGUGCCCAUCACGCUUGUCUGCGCCCGUCCUCGGUGUCCCUCUGUGAGUCUGUGUUCGGCUGGCCUGCUGCAAGCCACCUGGUGCCUUAGUCCUUGAGCUCUGGAGAGGGGUCCUGGGCCUCCACCCCGACGGGCAGGCGAGGAGCAGGACCGGCCUGGCGGACCGGCCUGGAGGAGAUUAAAGAGACACAGAAGUUGCCUGGCCUCUGGUCAUUCCGCAGAGCCUGGGCUUGGGAGCCUGCAGGAGGCAGGGCAGGAGCAGCUUCCGGGGGCCCUGGGAAGCGCCGUUCUCCACCGGCGUGCAGAGCUGAAUUCAAGACCAUGCCCUUCUACGACACCAGCCCUCCCAUCUCCCCACAGUUGGACUCUUGUUCCCCUUUGCUCUGGACCCCCCACACCACCUCCCGAGGCCCUUUCCUCUUCUCCAAUCCUCCCUCCUCCUACUCCUCUGAACAGAAAUAACUGGCCUUUGUGGUCCAGUUGGUGGUGUUGCCUUCACAUCAUCUUUUACUGUCUGAAAUGGCUCUAUCCUCAGGGAUAACACCUAGGCUCAGAGAGGUCAGGCAGCAGGCCCAGGCGCACACAGCUAGGGCAGGUCAUUCCCAGCUGUGAGGGUAAGGAGGAAGCAACUCCUGGUGUGCUGUUUCCUGGAGAGAGAGAGAGAGAGAGAGAGAGAGAGAGAGAGAGAGAGAGAGAGAGAGAGAGAGAGACCCAUCGGGGUGCAGGGGGCGGCAGGACUCUCUCUCUCUCUCUUUAAGGUUACUAAUCCAGCAAAGCAGUAAGUAACCGUCUGGAGGGACAGAGCUGAGAGAACUAAAGUAGUUAUCACUCAGUAGACUCUUGUGGCUUCAUGGCGGAUGGGGAGGCACUGAGCUGAGCGAAUGGUGUAACCACAGCAAUCUCCAAUUCCUCAUUCAAGUGUUCAUUGAGUAUACAAUGUGCCCGGUGCUGUGCUGGGCCCUGGAGCCACUGCGGUGAGCAAACCGAGGUAUACUGCUGAGCUUCUAGAGGAAGACACCAGACAAAAGGAGGGGUAAGAGAGUGGACCGUCUGCCAUGUGACUGGGAGUGGGGGGGGGGACGGAGCAGGUGGGGGCUCCAAAUCGAGGGAGCAGUAAACGAAAAGGCCCUGAGUUAGGACAGGGUGGCGAGGAAGAAGGCGGGGCUCUCCAGAGGGCGCCACGCCUCUCUGCAUCCUCCGGGAAGGUUGGCGGCACCACCCUCUAACCGGUCUGCCCCAGUGCCGCUUCAUCUUAAAAACACGCACAGUCGUGGCCCCCAUCACUUACAGACCAAACCGAGCCCUUUGGCAUAAUGUCCCAGAUCCUUCUGGAAGCUCCCUGGCCCGAGUAUCACCUGUACACACCUUGUCUCAACAGCGAGUGCUAUCGGCUGAGGAUGAGCACUGCAGCUCAGACGAUCUUCAUUCUACCCUUCUUGAAGGUGUCCCGUGUAUUAGAGGAGAAAACUGAGGCUGGUCAUAAGAGACGGGGUUGGGAUGUGAGCUCAGAACCCCCUCUCUUCAUUAGCUACCCUUUGUCAUCUAGAAACAUGAGGGGCUCCCUCUGACACACAAGAGUCAGCUGCUUGCAUGGACAGAACACCUCAGAGUGGCUUCUAAAACUCCAACCUCAACUGGAGUAUAGAUGGGAAGAUUAUCCCAUCUAUACUAACCAUCUACAGACUCUUUUCCUUGUCCUUAUUCCCUAAACAAUACAUCAGGCACUUAACAUUUGCUUCAGAUCCGACAGAAGUAUUUUUAGAGGUGGUCCAAGGCAUGUAGGAUUCUUGCAGGGUCUGUGUAAAUAGCCCAGCCCUUGGUUUGAAGGAUUUGCCAUGCAUUUCGGCGUUCAGUGGUGUCCUGGAACCAACCACUCACCAACAUAAAGGGACAACUAAUUCUUACUCUUGUUAACCACAUGAAACGCUUUGUGUCCCCCUCUGGAGUUCACAGGUCUGAGUCUGGAAUGGACUGUGGCUGCAUAAGUAUCACGGGACAGCUGCUGGCAUAUGGGACCAAGAGAAGGAGGAGGAAAAACACCCUCCCACGGGUGCUUGUGAAGGGGAGACCUCACUCCCCACCUCUGGCCUUGCUGGCUGGAGUAGUCACUGCACUAGAAGAUUUUUUUUUUCCUUU